Oncorhynchus mykiss (rainbow trout) is the source of this 855-nucleotide messenger RNA. NCBI's taxonomy places the organism in Eukaryota, Metazoa, Chordata, Actinopteri, Salmoniformes, Salmonidae. The record is from RefSeq and is a predicted model, not a curated record.
AUGGUCAGCUUCAUCUCUGGAGGCUUCAUCUCUGGAGGCUUCAUCUCUGGAGGCUUCAUCUCUGGAGGCUUCAUCUCUGGAGGCUUCAUCUCUGGAGGCUUCAUCUCUGGAGGCUUCAUCUCUGGAGGCUUCAUCUCUGGAGGUUUCAUCUCUGGAGGUUUCAUCUCUGGAGGCUUCAUCUAUGGAGGCUUCAUCUCUGGAGGCUUCAUCUCUGGAGGCUUUAUCCCUGGAGGCUUUAUCUCUGGAGGUUUCAUUUCUGGAGGUUUCAUCUCUGGAGGUUUCAUCUCUGGAGGCUGUAUCUCUGGAGGCUUCAUCUAUGGAUGCUUUAUCUAUGGAGGUUUUAUCCCCGGAGGCUUUAUCCCUGGAGGCUUUAUCCCUGGAGGCUGUAUCUAUGGAGGCUUUAGUUCUGGAGGCUUUAUCCCUGGAGGCUGUAUCUAUGGAGGCUUUAUCCCUGGAGGCUGUAUCUAUGGAGGCUUUAUCCCUGGAAGCUUUAUCCCUGGAGGCUGUAUCUAUGGAGGCUUUAUCCCUGGAGGCUUUAUCCCUGGAGGCUGUAUCUAUGGAGGCUUUAUCCCUGGAGGCUGUAUCUAUGGAGGCUUUAUCCCUGGAGGUUUCAUCUCUGGAGGCUUCAUCUCUGUAGGUUUCAUCUCUGGAGGCUUCAUGUCUUUAGGUUUCAUCUCUGGAGGUUUCAUCUCUGGAGGCUUCAUCUCUGGAGGUUACAUCUCUGGAGGCUUCAUCUCUGGAGGCUUCAUCUCUGGAGGCUUCAUCUCUGGAGGCUUCAUCUAUGGAGGUUUUAUCCCUGGAGGCUUUAUCCCUGGAGGCUUUAUCCCCGGGAGCCUGUAUCUAUGGAGGCUUUAG